GGUGGACAUGGCAAACAGCGUGGCUUUCGUAGCGCCUGCCCUCCAAGAAGCGGGAGUGGCAAGGCAGAUCCACACUGCACCGGUCUCCCCGAGCCCCAAAGCUUCCGGCACUGGCUAUGCUGGCCCCGCCGUGGCCUCGGUGGCUGUGGCUCUGGCUGCACGCACCGUCGGCCGCCAGCGCCGUCGCACAUCGGCACGACAGCAAGUGGCGAUGCGUGCCUCAACCCUGGACCAGCUGAAGCAGGUGGGCGGCAAGGAGGGAAGCAUUCCACUGACCAAGUAUCGCAACAUCGGGAUCAUGGCCCACAUCGAUGCUGGAAAGACCACGACGACGGAGCGUAUCCUCUACUACACAGGUCGCGAGAAGAACAUCGGUGAAGUGCACGAAGGGCAGGCCACCAUGGACUGGAUGGAGCAGGAGCAGGAGCGAGGAAUCACCAUCACAAGCGCAGCAACCACGGCUUUCUGGGAUGGACACCGGAUCAACAUCGUGGACACACCAGGUCACGUGGACUUCACCCUGGAAGUGGAGCGAUCUCUCCGAGUGCUCGACGGUGCCGUGGCUGUUUUCGACGGCGUGGCAGGUGUCGAGCCGCAGAGCGAGACCGUUUGGCGCCAGGCCGACAAGUACAAGGUGCCGCGAAUGUGCUUUGUGAACAAGAUGGACCGCGAGGGCGCGGACUUCUUCAAGGAUGUGCAAAUGAUGGUGGACCAGCUCGGCACAAAUCCUGUCCCCAUCCAGCUUCCCAUCGGAAAGGGCGCCAGCUUCAAGGGUGUCUUCGAUCUGGUGGAGAUGAAAUCAAUGAUCUGGACUGGUGGGGAGCUCGGCGCGAAGUAUGACGUGACAGAUGACAUCCCGGAGGGCAUGGAAGAAGAGGUUGAGAAGUGGCGUGAGAACCUCAUUGAGAAGGCGGUGGAGCAGGACGAAGAGGUUCUGGAGGCUUACCUCGAGUCUGGCGAGCCACCAUCUCUGGAAGAUCUCAAGAAGUGCAUCCGCAAAGGAACCCUGACAUUCAGCCUGGUGCCAGUGCUUUGCGGAACCGCCUUCAAGAACAAGGGUGUGCAGCCGUUGCUGGAUGCCGUCUGCGACUACUUGCCAUCGCCAGUCGAUCUUCCCCCCACCAAGGGCAAGAACCCCAAGAACGAGGUGGCGGCGGACCCUUACAUCGGCACCCUGACCUUUUACCGCAUUUAUUCGGGCAAGGUCAAGAGCGGAGAGAUGGUUUGGAACCCCAGGACCAAGUCCAAGGAGCGCAUGGGCCGCAUGGUUCUCAUGCAUUCCAACAAGCGCGAGGAAAUCAAGGAGGCCCAGGCAGGCGACAUCAUUGCCGUUGUGGGCCUGAAGGACACCACCACAGGUGACACCCUGUGCGCAGUGGACGCCCCCAUUGUGCUGGAGAAGAUGGAAUUCCCGGAACCUGUGAUUAAGGUCUCCUGUGAGCCCAGCUCGCAGAAGGAUGCUGACAAGAUGGGUGAGGCGCUUGCCAAGUUGGCAGCUGAAGACCCUUCCUUCCGCUUCAGUCGGGACGAGGAGUCCAAUCAGACCGUGAUCGAGGGCAUGGGUGAGCUGCACCUGGAGAUCAUCAUCGACCGCCUCAAGCGCGAGUUCAAGGUAGAAGCCAACAUUGGCAAGCCCCAGGUCGCGUACCGAGAGACAAUCACAGAGCCAGUCGAGCUCUGGUACACCCACAAGAAGCAGACGGGUGGUUCGGGCCAGUAUGCGAAGCUUUGCAUGUCCUUCGAGCCCAACCCUGGAGAGGGCUUCGAGUUCUCCAACGAAAUUAUCGGCGGAACGGUUCCAAAGGAGUACGUGCCGGCAGUGAUCAAGGGCACCGAGGGCGAGCUGCUGAACGGCAUCCGCAUGGGCUUUCCAGUCGUGGACGUCAAGGCCAAACUGAAGGAUG
Molecule: messenger RNA, 1904 nt
Organism: Symbiodinium sp. CCMP2456
Lineage: Eukaryota; Dinophyceae; Suessiales; Symbiodiniaceae
Source: the annotation of a GenBank genome assembly